AUGUCUGCUCUAUCGUUUCUGUACUCCCAGAUAUUUGUUCGCCUCCCAGCCCCUAAGCAUGAUUUCACUGGGCAAACCAUUGUCAUCACUGGCGGCAAUGCAGGACUUGGGUUGGAAGCUGCACGGUACUUCCUCAACCUGAAUGCAUCCGAGAUCAUCCUUGGUGUUCGAAGCCUCGCAAAGGGUGAAAAUGCAAUUAAGGAUUUGGAGAGUUCUACCGGGCGGUCAGGCCAAAUCCGUCUCUUUCAUAUAGAUAUGGAAAAUUAUGCGUCCGUUCAGGAGUUUGCUGCCUCUAUUUCCAAACUGCCGAAGGUUGACGUUCUUAUGCUCAACGCCGGGAAGCUGGAGCAAAAAUUUUACCUGGCGGAGGAGGAUGAGAGCACAAUCACAGUCAAUGUUGUUAGCACCUUCCUGCUGGCCCUGUUGUUAUUGCCAAAACUUCGCGCUUCGGCUACCGAGAAAGGACCAAUCCCUCGACUCUGUAUUGUGGCAUCCGACCGACAUGUCAUGACCAAUUUGCCUGAAUGGAAAACUCCCAACACAUAUUAUGCCUCGAAAUUGCUCCAAGUGUUAUGCAUGAGGGCACUGGCAGCAGAUAUAGCUUCCACAACUCCCCAAGUUGUUGUCAACGCCUUUACCCCAGGAUAUUGUCUCACCAAUCUAGUUGAUGGGGUAACAGGAUUCUGGGGGCUCCAGCUUCAAAUUAUGAAAUUGAUAGCCCGAUCAGCCCAAGAAGGAUCCCGCACACUGGUUCAUGCCGCUACCUUGGGUUGGGAAGGGCAUGGACAAUAUCUCAAUGACUGCAAGAUCGACGAGGGCGCCUUAUCCAAAUUCGUGAAGAGUUCAAAUGGGGCACAGGCACAGAAGAAAGUUUGGGGAGAAUUGCUGGAGAAAUUGGAAAAAAUCUCCCCGGGGAUAUCUGGAAACAUUUAA
This is a messenger RNA of Trichophyton verrucosum HKI 0517, 933 nucleotides long. RefSeq names its product short-chain dehydrogenase, putative. Bases 1 to 933 code for a protein of 310 amino acids. NCBI's taxonomy places the organism in Eukaryota, Fungi, Ascomycota, Eurotiomycetes, Onygenales, Arthrodermataceae. The transcript has 3 exons. The record is from RefSeq and is a predicted model, not a curated record.